AUGAGUCAAUUCCAAUUUGGCGCAGACUCGCGCUCUGGAUCCAGCGACGACUCUGAUGACGACAACAUCUCUACCCUUCCCUUUGCGACGCCGCUCCGCCGCUCCGAUUUUCUCGCUCCGGACUUCUCGCCUGCAAGCUAUCUCUCUACUUUGCAUAACCGUCACCAAACGCUCGAGGACCUACGCUCAGAAUUGCGCUCGCGAUCCCAGCUUCUGUCCAAGGAGCUUCUCGACCUCGUCAAUUCAAACUACCAGGACUUCCUCAACUUGGGAAACAGCUUGAAUGGCGGCGAGGAGAAAGUAGAAGAGGUGCGAGUGGGAUUGCUGGGGUUCCGAAAGGAGAUUGAUGGAUUGAUGGAUGUAGUGGGCAAGAGAGAGGAAGAGGUCCGCGAGCUAUUAGAACAGAAGCGCGACGUCAGGCGUAAAAUCGAAGUUGGCAGACGGCUCAUAGACUACGAUGCUAGGCUCAAGGAGUUGGAGGCUGAGCUCAUGAUUGAGACGUCAGGUCAAGAGCCUAUUAUAGUCGGAGAAGAGGUCUCGGACAGCGACGAGGAUGAGGACGAAGACGAAGAGGAGGGAAGCUACACUAUUUCCGUCGCAAAAUUAAGACGAAAUGUAGUACAGCACCAAUUACUGUUGGGAUUGGAAAAGGAACUAGACGAGCAUCCUUUUGUCGCGGCGCAGGCUGCAAGAAAAUCAAAAGUGCGGACGACCUUGUUGAUGGACUUGAGUACCGCACUACGGCAAGCGAAGAGCGCGGGAGCAGACGGAUCAGGGCGCGUCAUGAAGAUUAUGAAGAUUUACGCGGACAUGGAGGAAUCGGCAGAAGCUGUCAAAAUUCUCAAGACAUUAAAGUGA
Messenger RNA from Bipolaris sorokiniana ND90Pr, 858 nucleotides. RefSeq lists its product as uncharacterized. Gene Ontology annotation, cellular component: COG complex; membrane. The coding region runs from base 1 to 858 and encodes 285 amino acids. The record is from RefSeq and is a predicted model, not a curated record. Gene Ontology annotation, biological process: protein transport; intra-Golgi vesicle-mediated transport; Golgi organization. Lineage: Eukaryota; Fungi; Ascomycota; Dothideomycetes; Pleosporales; Pleosporaceae. The transcript has 2 exons.